CUCCUAGUCUCCUGCCGGCCUGUAUUCAUUCUGCCUGGGGCUCCUGUUCUCUGCCCAGCUUGUCCUCGUGGCUUCUUGCUCCACCUGUGGUCCAGAUUCUGCAGGACUCUCUGAAGAGAGAAGCAGAGUGGAACCAUGAGUGAUGCCCAGAUGGCUGACUUCGGGGCGGCGGCCCAGUACCUGCGCAAGUCUGAGAGGGAGCGCCUGGAGGCCCAGACCCGGCCCUUUGACAUCCGCACCGAGUGCUUCGUGCCCGACGACAAGGAGGAGUUUGUCAAGGGCAAGAUCCUGUCCCGGGAGGGCGGCAAGGUGACCGUGGAAACGGAGAAUGGCAAGACAUUCACGUUGAAGGAGGACCAGGUGUUGCAGCAGAACCCGCCCAAGUUCGACAAGAUCGAGGACAUGGCCAUGCUGACCUUUCUCCACGAGCCGGCUGUGCUCUACAACCUCAAGGAGCGCUACGCCGCCUGGAUGAUCUAUACCUACUCCGGCCUCUUCUGUGUCACCGUCAACCCCUACAAGUGGCUGCCGGUGUACAACGCGGAAGUGGUGGCCGCCUACCGGGGCAAGAAGAGGAGCGAGGCCCCGCCGCACAUCUUCUCCAUCUCCGACAACGCCUAUCAGUACAUGCUGACAGACAGGGAGAAUCAGUCCAUCCUUAUCACCGGAGAAUCCGGAGCUGGGAAGACCGUGAACACGAAACGUGUGAUUCAGUACUUUGCCAGCAUCGCGGCCAUAGGAGACCGUGGCAAGAAGGACAGUGCCAAUGCAAACAAGGGCACCCUGGAGGACCAGAUCAUCCAGGCCAACCCCGCCCUGGAGGCCUUCGGCAACGCCAAGACCGUGCGGAACGACAACUCCUCCCGCUUCGGGAAAUUCAUCAGGAUCCACUUUGGGGCCACUGGAAAGCUGGCUUCUGCGGACAUAGAGACCUAUCUCCUGGAGAAAUCCCGGGUGAUCUUCCAGCUGAAGGCUGAGAGGAAUUACCACAUCUUCUACCAGAUCCUGUCCAACAAGAAACCGGAGCUGCUGGACAUGCUGCUGGUCACCAACAACCCCUACGACUACGCCUUUGUGUCCCAGGGAGAGGUGUCCGUGGCCUCCAUUGAUGACUCCGAGGAGCUCAUGGCCACCGAUAGUGCCUUCGAUGUGCUGGGCUUCACCCAGGAGGAGAAGGCCGGCGUCUACAAGCUGACGGGGGCCAUCAUGCACUACGGGAACAUGAAGUUCAAGCAGAAGCAGCGGGAGGAGCAGGCCGAGCCUGACGGCACGGAAGAUGCCGACAAGUCUGCCUACCUCAUGGGGCUGAACUCAGCCGACCUGCUCAAGGGGCUGUGCCACCCUCGGGUGAAAGUGGGCAACGAGUACGUCACCAAGGGGCAGAGCGUGCAGCAGGUGUACUACUCCAUCGGGGCGCUGGCCAAGUCCGUGUACGAGAAGAUGUUCAACUGGAUGGUGGUUCGGAUCAACGCCACGCUGGAGACCAAGCAGCCUCGCCAGUACUUCAUCGGCGUUCUCGACAUCGCUGGCUUCGAGAUCUUCGAUUUCAACAGCUUCGAGCAGCUGUGCAUCAACUUCACCAACGAGAAGCUACAGCAGUUCUUCAACCACCACAUGUUCGUGCUGGAGCAGGAGGAGUACAAGAAGGAGGGCAUCGAGUGGGAGUUCAUCGACUUCGGCAUGGACCUGCAGGCCUGCAUCGACCUCAUCGAGAAGCCCAUGGGCAUCAUGUCCAUCCUGGAGGAGGAGUGCAUGUUCCCCAAGGCGACGGACAUGACCUUCAAGGCCAAGCUGUACGACAACCACCUGGGCAAGUCCAACAACUUCCAGAAGCCACGCAACAUCAAGGGGAAGCCGGAAGCCCACUUCUCCUUGGUGCACUACGCGGGCACCGUGGACUACAACAUCCUGGGCUGGUUGGAGAAGAAUAAAGACCCUCUCAACGAGACGGUGGUGGGCUUGUACCAGAAGUCCUCCCUCAAGCUCAUGGCCACACUCUUUUCCUCUUACGCCAGUGCUGAUUCUGCAGAGGGUGGGAAAGGCAAAGGAGGCAAGAAAAAGGGUUCAUCCUUUCAAACCGUGUCAGCCCUCCACCGGGAGAACCUGAACAAGCUGAUGGCUAACUUGAAGACAACCCACCCUCACUUUGUGCGCUGCCUCAUCCCCAAUGAGCGGAAGGCUCCUGGGGUGAUGGACAACCCCCUGGUCAUGCACCAGCUGCGCUGCAACGGUGUGCUGGAGGGCAUCCGCAUCUGCAGGAAGGGCUUCCCCAACCGCAUCCUCUAUGGGGACUUCCGGCAGAGGUACCGCAUCCUGAACCCGGCGGCCAUCCCGGAGGGGCAGUUCAUUGAUAGCAGGAAAGGCGCUGAGAAGCUGCUGGGCUCCCUGGACAUCGAUCACAACCAGUACAAGUUCGGCCACACCAAGGUGUUCUUCAAGGCUGGGCUGCUGGGGCUGCUGGAGGAGAUGCGGGACGAGAGGCUGGGGCGGAUCAUCACGCGAAUCCAGGCCCAGUCCCGGGGCCAGCUGAUGCGGAUUGAGUUCAAGAAGAUUGUGGAGAGGAGAGACGCCCUGCUGAUAAUCCAGUGGAACAUCCGGGCCUUCAUGGGGGUCAAGAACUGGCCCUGGAUGAAGCUCUACUUCAAGAUCAAGCCCCUGCUGAAGAGCGCAGAGACGGAGAAGGAGAUGGCCAACAUGAAGGAGGAGUUUGGGCGCAUCAAAGAGGCGCUGGAGAAAUCGGAGGCCCGCCGCAAGGAGCUGGAGGAGAAGAUGGUGUCCCUGCUGCAGGAGAAGAAUGACCUGCAGUUGCAAGUGCAGGCGGAACAAGACAACCUCAAUGAUGCGGAGGAGCGCUGCGACCAGCUGAUCAAGAACAAGAUCCAGCUGGAGGCCAAGGUGAAGGAGAUGACGGAGAGGCUGGAGGACGAGGAGGAGAUGAACGCGGAGCUCACAGCCAAGAAGCGCAAGCUGGAGGACGAGUGCUCGGAGCUCAAGAAGGACAUUGAUGACCUGGAGCUGACCCUGGCCAAAGUGGAGAAGGAGAAGCAUGCCACGGAAAACAAGGUGAAGAACCUGACAGAGGAGAUGGCUGGGUUGGAUGAGAUCAUCGCCAAGCUGACCAAGGAGAAGAAAGCUCUGCAAGAGGCCCACCAGCAGGCCCUGGAUGACCUUCAGGCAGAAGAGGACAAGGUCAACACCCUGGCCAAGUCUAAGGUCAAGCUGGAGCAGCAGGUGGAUGAUCUGGAGGGAUCCCUGGAGCAGGAGAAGAAGGUGCGCAUGGACCUGGAGCGGGCGAAGCGGAAGCUGGAGGGCGACCUGAAGCUGACGCAGGAGAGCAUCAUGGACCUGGAGAAUGACAAGCUGCAGCUGGAAGAAAAACUGAAGAAGAAGGAAUUUGACAUUAACCAGCAGAACAGUAAGAUCGAGGAUGAGCAAGCGCUGGCCCUUCAGCUGCAGAAGAAACUCAAGGAAAACCAGGUGAGGUUCUUCAGCUUGCCCCAUUCUCUCUGCCAACACCAGCCCCUCUCUCACUCACCCUUCCCGUAUCGUAUCCCUUGCCACCCAAAGGCAAACCUAGAGAAGGUGUCCCGGACGCUAGAGGACCAGGCCAAUGAGUAUCGCGUGAAGCUGGAAGAGACCCAGAGGUCCCUCAACGACUUCACCACCCAGCGGGCCAAGCUGCAGACUGAGAACGGAGAGCUGUCCCGGCAGUUGGAGGAAAAGGAGGCUCUGAUCUCGCAGCUGACCCGAGGGAAGCUGUCCUACAACCAGCAGAUGGAGGACCUCAAGAGGCAGCUGGAGGAAGAAGGCAAAGCGAAGAACGCCCUGGCCCACGCGCUGCAGUCAGCCCGGCAUGACUGCGACCUGCUGCGGGAGCAGUACGAGGAGGAGACGGAGGCCAAGGCGGAGCUGCAGCGCGUGCUGUCCAAGGCCAACAGUGAGGUGGCCCAGUGGAGGACCAAGUACGAGACAGACGCCAUCCAGAGGACCGAGGAACUGGAGGAGGCCAAGAAGAAGCUGGCCCAGCGGCUGCAGGAUGCCGAGGAGGCCGUGGAGGCCGUCAACGCCAAGUGCUCCUCCCUGGAGAAGACCAAGCACCGGCUGCAGAACGAGAUCGAGGACCUCAUGGUCGACGUGGAGCGCUCCAACGCCGCCGCCGCCGCCCUGGACAAAAAGCAAAGGAACUUCGAUAAGAUCCUGGCUGAGUGGAAGCAGAAGUACGAGGAGUCCCAGUCCGAGCUGGAGUCCUCGCAGAAGGAGGCGCGGUCCCUGAGCACGGAGCUCUUCAAGCUCAAGAACGCCUAUGAGGAGUCGCUGGAGCACCUGGAGACCUUCAAGCGGGAGAACAAGAACCUCCAGGAGGAGAUCUCAGACCUGACUGAGCAGCUGGGUGAAGGAGGGAAAAAUGUCCACGAGCUGGAGAAGAUCCGUAAGCAGCUGGAGGUGGAGAAGAUGGAGCUGCAGUCGGCCCUGGAGGAGGCCGAGGCCUCCCUGGAGCAUGAGGAGGGCAAGAUCCUCCGGGCCCAGCUGGAGUUCAACCAGAUCAAGGCGGAGAUCGAGAAGAAGCUGACAGAGAAGGACGAGGAGAUGGAGCAGGCCAAGCGCAACCAUCUGCGUGUGGUGGACUCGCUGCAGACGUCCCUGGAUGCGGAGACGCGCAGCCGCAAUGAGGCCCUGCGGGUGAAGAAGAAGAUGGAGGGUGAUCUCAACGAGAUGGAGAUCCAGCUCAGCCAGGCCAAUAGGACGGCCUCGGAGUCUCAGAAGCACCUGAAGAUCGCCCAAGCCCACCUGAAGGACACCCAGAUCCAACUGGACGAUGCCGUCCGCGUCAACGAUGACCUGAAGGAGAACAUCGCCAUUGUGGAGCGGCGCAACACCCUGCUGCAGGCCGAGCUGGAGGAGCUGCGGGCCGUGGUGGAGCAGACGGAGCGGUCCCGUAAGCUGGCCGAGCAGGAGCUCAUCGAGACCAGUGAGCGGGUGCAGCUGCUGCACUCGCAGAACACCAGCCUCAUCAACCAGAAGAAGAAGAUGGACGCAGACCUGUCCCAGUUGCAGACUGAGGUGGAGGAGGCCGUGCAGGAGUGCAGGAACGCCGAGGAGAAGGCCAAGAAGGCCAUCACGGAUGCUGCCAUGAUGGCGGAGGAGCUGAAGAAGGAGCAGGACACCAGUGCCCACCUGGAGCGCAUGAAGAAGAACAUGGAGCAGACCAUCAAGGACCUGCAGCACCGGCUGGACGAGGCCGAGCAGAUCGCCCUCAAGGGCGGCAAGAAGCAGCUGCAGAAGCUGGAGGCCCGGGUUCGCGAGCUGGAGAAUGAGCUGGAGGCCGAGCAGAAGCACAACGCGGAGUGGGUCAAGGGCAUGCGGAAGAGUGAGCGCCGCAUCAAGGAGCUCACCUACCAGACGGAGGAGGACAAGAAGAACCUGCUGCGGCUGCAGGACCUGGUGGACAAGCUGCAACUGAAGGUCAAGGCCUACAAGCGCCAGGCCGAGGAGGCGGAGGAACAGGCCAACACCAACCUGUCCAAGUUCCGCAAGGUGCAGCACGAGCUGGAUGAGGCGGAGGAGCGGGCGGACAUCGCCGAGUCCCAGGUCAACAAGCUGCGGGCCAAGAGCCGGGACAUCGGGGCCAAGAAAAUGCUUGAUGAGGAGUGAAGCCGCUGCCCACCCCGCGGGGAGCCCAUCCUCACCGAUUCCUAAUAAACACGAGUGCAGACACA
Molecule: messenger RNA, 5717 nt
Organism: Echinops telfairi (small Madagascar hedgehog)
Lineage: Eukaryota; Metazoa; Chordata; Mammalia; Afrosoricida; Tenrecidae
Product: myosin-6
Exons: 37
Coding region: 136-5652 (1838 amino acids)
Cellular component (GO): myosin complex
Molecular function (GO): ATP binding; actin filament binding; cytoskeletal motor activity
Source: RefSeq, a predicted model, not a curated record